Molecule: messenger RNA, 519 nt
Organism: Rhinolophus ferrumequinum (greater horseshoe bat)
Lineage: Eukaryota; Metazoa; Chordata; Mammalia; Chiroptera; Rhinolophidae
Gene: RPTN
Product: repetin
Cellular component (GO): cornified envelope
Molecular function (GO): transition metal ion binding; calcium ion binding
Source: RefSeq, a predicted model, not a curated record
AUGGCUCACCUCCUGAACAGCAUACUGACCGUGAUCAAGGUGUUCCAGAAAUACUCCAACGAGGAUGGGGACUGCACCUUGCUGUGCAAAGAGGAGUUGAAGCACCUACUCCUGGCUGAGUUUGGAAACAUCCUCAGGAGACCAAAUGACCCAGAGACUGUGGAAACCAUCCUGAGCCUCUUGGAUAAAGACAGAAACGGAUAUGUGGACUUUCAGGAAUAUCUCUUGUUGGUGUUCCAGCUGGCCCAAGCUUGCUAUGGUAAGCUGGAUCGUGAGUCAUGUGGAGACAGAACCUCCAAGCAUGAGGAGCAGGAAGGAACUGAAGACGAGAAGUCUCCAGGAAAUAAAGGCAGAGCACAGAGGCAGAAGCAUGAGGGAGAGAGGCAGGGCUCCCACCGUAACCAGUCAGAGAGACAAAACAAGGACACCAGCCAGGACCAGUCUGAGAGGCAAAUGGGGACUCCCGCUCUGGCCAGUCUGAGACGCAAGGUCAGGACUCCCGCUCUGGUCAAAAGUUGA